UCCAAACCUACAGCUCAAGGCCGGAGGGAAUAAACAAUGUAACCACAUAACUUCCAAGAAAAAGAAAAGAGGCGAGCGCUUCUGCGGGUAAUGUUGAAAGAAACGCGUGCUUGGCCACCAUAAACCGCUCUUCGCCACUCAGCGACCACUAGUGUGCACUUAGGACCUGAACGAGUCGGUACGAGCGACUCAUUGUCCUCCCAAUCAUGAAAUCUGGGAUUUUCGUAGUUUUCAGACGGGGCAUAUGCCCAAUUAAUGCAGUAAUUGCGAAGAUAUAUGUGCUGUUUUUGUUGACAGUGACGGCAUUGGCAAGUGAUGCACCUGUCGUGCGAAUCAAUUCGGGACUGGUGGCCGGCCAAAGAAUAGAGGUCGGCGGAAAGCAACUCUACGCCUAUCUCGGUAUACCUUACGCGCAACCUCCUAUUGGUGACUAUCGUUUCCGAAAGCCUGUACCUAUUGCUAAUUGGGAGGGAGUGUACAACGCCUCGAACAAACCUAAGCCCUGCCGUCAGCUUCCAAUACCUCUGAUGGGACGCCUAUCACUGAACUACUCCGGAUCGUCAGAGGACUGUCUUCACAUUAACGUUUGGACGCCUUCAUCUGCUUGCCUAUAUAGUAAGAAGGAGAACUGCAAGAAGAAGCUUCCAGCAGUCGUCUUUAUUCACGGUGGUGGUUUCCAGUGGGGGGACUCGGCACUCUUCAUGCACGAUCCGGCCAAUUCCGUUGCCAUGUCAGGCAUCGUGUACGUGACUUUCAACUACCGGGUGGGUCUUCAUGGAUUCCUGUCUCUCGAACAUUCCGAAUUGCCCGGAAACGUUGGCUUUUGGGACCAGAACCUGGCCCUGAAAUGGGUGCACAAGAAUGUUGCCGCCUUUGGUGGAAACCCUGACGAAAUCACAGUAGACGGGCAGAGUGCAGGCGCCAUAUCGGCGGCUCUUCAAGCUGCUUCACCACAUAGCAAGGGGCUGUUCCAAAGAUUGAUUCUGCAAAGCGGAUCGCCCAUGAGCCUUGUUCUGGGUGACUACUUUAAAGGAAAGGGUAAAUUCAUCAGCAUAGCUGGGACUCUUGGUUGCUACGACUUGAAGAGAACGCUCGACGAGCAGCUCACCGAAUCUAUCAGCUGCCUGCGCAGUCUGGAACCCGCUGAACUGAUAAAGAAACUCCAGUCGCUUGACAUCGUGCAGCAGACCUUUGCGCCCAAUGACAACGAUGAAUUCUUACCUUUCUCAGUUGCCUCUCCAGAGCCUUGGAGCAAUCUCUAUGUCAAGGAGCUGAUUGUUGGAACGACGGAGAAUGAGGCUGCGAUCUUCUUCCAUCUGGCCAUCAUGACAUUCCCAGAUCUGGCGGAGAUCCUUAUGACAGAGUACACGACAGUGUGCACGAUUGUUAUAACUCAGGUACUCGGGCUUCCCAUGGUGCAAGCGCGCAGAAUAGUGAGCGCUUAUUUCGGUGACGUCAGUGACGACAUCAGCUACGAAAAGCUCCGAGACGUUGUCAGUCAGAUGAUUGGCGAUGUACUCUUCGACUGCCCUGCGCAGAUGUUUGCGGAUACGACAUCUAAAAGUGGCGUCAAGACAUAUCGGUAUGUGUUCGCGCACAAGGGAUCCCACAGCUUCUUCCCUAAAUGGAUGGGUGUAGCGCACGGUGAGGAUGUGCUCUACACUCUUGGCUCGCUUCCUUUCCUCAAGGACAAGAGCCGAUACACCGACCCGCUUGGCGACAUUGGCAAGAGAUUCCUGGCAACCCAGGACUACAGCUCCGAAGACGAGUGCUUCAUGAAAGAAAUCGUUAGCGCCUGGAAUUCCUUUGCGACCACAGGGAAACCGGUCAUUCCUCAUUCGAAUGUCGACUGGCCCGAGUACACAAUAGAAGAUCCCCAAAUGCUCGUGCUCAAGCCCAACAACUACACCGUUGUCCGAGAGAUGAAACGAGAACGUUGCAAGUUUUGGAAACCACUGCUCUACAAAAGCGACGACUCCUUAAAGACUAGGAACGCGCCGAGCGCCAGCGCUAAGCCCACCAAGCCGAGUAUGCGCACGUCCACGAAGAAGAAAAUAUCGGGCCUUGGCAAAGAGAACAUCGCGUCUGCGUCUCCAGCGAUAAUCCACUCAUCUGGCGUGUUUACAUCCAUGUUUUUAACCUGUUUGUUAUUUUGUUUCUGACGCGAGGAUUUUCCACAGCAGAAGACCGGUGAGGAUACUGCGCUGAUGUACUUUAAAAGAUGUAUAUGUA
This is a messenger RNA of Dermacentor andersoni, 2232 nucleotides long. RefSeq names its product acetylcholinesterase-1-like. The record is from RefSeq and is a predicted model, not a curated record. Gene Ontology annotation, molecular function: acetylcholinesterase activity. Gene Ontology annotation, biological process: acetylcholine catabolic process; choline metabolic process. NCBI's taxonomy places the organism in Eukaryota, Metazoa, Arthropoda, Arachnida, Ixodida, Ixodidae. Gene Ontology annotation, cellular component: plasma membrane.